Hypanus sabinus (Atlantic stingray) is the source of this 1258-nucleotide messenger RNA. RefSeq lists its product as uncharacterized. The transcript has 2 exons. The record is from RefSeq and is a predicted model, not a curated record. Bases 260 to 1258 code for a protein of 332 amino acids. NCBI's taxonomy places the organism in Eukaryota, Metazoa, Chordata, Chondrichthyes, Myliobatiformes, Dasyatidae.
CUGGGAGAUAUUCGAAACAGAACGAGGUUCAAAACUGUGAGAUGUUCAAAACGGGACAAGGUUCAGAACUGGGAAAUGUUCAAAACAGGACAAGGUUCAGAACUGGGAGACGUUCAAAGCAGGACAUGGUUUAGAACUGGGAGAUGUUCAAAACAGGACGAAGUUCAGAACUGGGAGAAGUUAAAAAUAGGACAAUUCCAGAUUUAAGAUAUGUUAGACAGGGCAACAUGGGAAUUGCUAAACAUUCUCAAGUUCAGAAAUGGGAGACGUUAAAAACCGGACAGGGUUCACAACCUGGAGACGUUCAAAACAGGACAGGGUUCAGAACCUGGAGAUGUUCAAAAUGGAACAAAGGUUCAGAACUGGGAGACGUUCAAAACAGAACAAGGAUCAGUACUGGGAGACGUUCAAAACAGGUCAGGGUUCAGAACUGGGAGACGUUCAAAACAGAACAAGGUUCAGUACUGGGAGACGUUCAAAACAGGUCAGGGUUCAGAACUGGGAGACGUUAAAAACCGGACAAGGUUCAGUCCUGGGAGACAUUCAAAACAUGACAGGGUUCAGAACGGGGAGAUGUUCAAAUCAGGACAAUGUUCAGAACUGGGAGACGUUCAAAACAGGACAGGGUUCAGAACUGGGAGAUGUUCAAAACAGGACAAGGUACAGAACUGGGAGAUGUUCGAAACAGAACGAGGUUCAGAACUGGGAGAUGUUCAAAACGGGACAAGGUUCAGAACUGGGAAAUGUUCAAAACAGGACAGGGUUCAGAACUGGGAGAUGUUCAAAACAGGACAAGGUUCAGAACUGGGAGAUGUUCGAAACGGAACGAGGUUCAGAACUGGGAGAUGUUCAAAACGGGACAAGGUUCAGAACUGGGAGAUGUUCAAAACAGGACAAGGUUCAGAACUGGGAGAUGUUCGAAACUGAACGAGGUUCAGAACUGGGAGAUGUUCAAAACAGGACAGGGUUCAGAACUGGGAGAUGUUCGAAACGGAACGAGGUUCAGAACUGGGAGAUGUUCAAAACGGGACAAGGUUCAGAACUGGGAGAUGUUCAAAACAGGACAAGGUUCAGAACUGGGAGAUGUUCGAAACUGAACGAGGUUCAGAACUGGGAGAUGUUCAAAACAGGACAGGGUUCAGAAUUGGGAGAUGUACAAAACAGGACAGGGUUUAGAACUGGCAGAUGUUCAAAACAGGACGAGGUUCAGAACUGGGAGAGGUUCAAAAUAGGACAAUGCCAUUUUAAGAAAUGUUAG